Molecule: messenger RNA, 1521 nt
Organism: Emiliania huxleyi CCMP1516
Lineage: Eukaryota; Haptophyta; Isochrysidales; Noelaerhabdaceae
Exons: 6
Coding region: 16-1521 (501 amino acids)
Source: RefSeq, a predicted model, not a curated record
UCGUCGUCGUCUACGAUGCGCCUCCUCCUCCCCCUCCUCUUCCUCUCCUCCUCUGCGCACGCCCUGCAGCUCUCCGCGAUAUCGUCGCCGAGAGUCGCCGCGCCGCGGGCGUGCACGCCUUGGCUCAGCAGCAGGGCGAGGCUCAGCCGGGCGCGCGCAGCGCCGGUGGCCCAGGCGACGGCGGAACCGGCUCCGACGAGGAUGGGCUCGGUCGUCGCGGGCACGUACACGGGCGUGAUGCAAUUCACCUUUGCCGCCGCGUGCGCUUCGAUCAUCUUUGCUCCGGUUGGGCUGCCGCUGGCGAUCGGCAUCCAGCACGGACUGGUCGGCUUUGUCGUCACGCAGGCGGUCGUCGCCAGGACGACCAGCGUGCGCGGCGGAGUCGCGCUCGCGGUGCCCUCCUUCGAGGUCCUCCCCUUCCUCGCGCGCUUCGCCGUCAUCGCGGCGGGCGCCGUCGGCGCCGGCGCCGGGCCGGGUGUGCUGCUCGCGACGGUGCUCGCGGGCAGCAUCGUCGCCAACCUGCUCGCCGCCGCGCUCCUCGCCCUGGCCUCGGAGGCGCCGGUCGACAACAUCGACCGCCUGCUGCCGCCGCCGCUGCAGGCGGGCCUCUUCGCCGCCAUCGGCUGGUCCCUCUACCUGCUCUCCUUUGACGUGCUCGGGCUGGGCGCGGGCGCGCUGCUGACGUUGCAGAGCGCGCGGCUGUGGGUGCCCGCCAACCUCUUCGGCCUCGGCCUCUGGAGGGCCUCGCGCAAGGGCGUAGGCGGCCCGCUCCUCAUCCCAAUCUUCAUCCUCGCCGUCAGCGCGCUCGUGCACGGCUUGCGGCUGGCCACAGGCUGUCCGGUGCCGGACGCGCGCGCGGCGGGCUGGCUGAUGGCCGAGGUUGUCGGCGAGCCCGCCUCCGCCCUGUGGCGCUCCCUCUCGCCCUCGCUCGUCCGAUGGGACGUCCUCUUCUCCGCGGCGGCCCUCAAGCAGCUCGUGCCGCUCGUGAACACUGUGCUCAACUAUGUGCUGUACGGGCCGCUCAUCCGGCAGAAGCUCGACCUCAAGACGGCUCCAGCCCCAGCCCCCCCAGUCGACUCGACCCGGCCCUCCGCAUGGGAGCUCCGCUCCCACGCCCUCGGCACCGCCGCCGCCGCCGCCGCGGGUGGCUACUCGAGCUACCUCGGCCUGUCCGACUCCGCCAUCCACCGCAAGAUCGGUGGCCUCGACCGCUUCUCUUGCUACUUUGCGGCGGCGGUGAGCGCGCUCUUCCUCUGCGCCUACCCGCUCUGCGGCCUCGUCGGCUACCUGCCGACCCUCGCCAUCGCCGGCAUCUGCGUGUACGUCGGGUGCGAUUUCCUGUACGACAACCUCGUCGAGGCGACCCGCGCCAACGGCGCGAGGGCGGGUCUGGCCGCGGCGACCGUGCUCGCCGUCUGCGUCUGGAAGGACAUGCUGCACGGGUCGCUGCUGGGCAUCGCGGGCGCCCAGGCGUGCGGGUGGUGGCAGCGCCGGCAGCAGCGCCGGGCGGGCAAGGAGUGA